CCCACAAGAAGGAGAAAAGGCUCCACCGUACAGCUUUUACGGAGCGAGCCAGAGAGAGAUGGAGAGGAGCUUGUUUUACAAAGACGUACUGCCAUUCGCCGCCAUGGUUGCAGCCGAGUGCGCCACCGUGGGAUCCAACACAGGCUUCAAAGCCGCCACCGCCAGAGGCAUGAGCUACUACGUCUUCACCCUCUAUGUCUGCGUCGCCGCCGCCGUCGUCCUCAUCCCUUUCGCCCUCAUCUUUCACAGAUCGCAACAGCUUCCGCCGAACAAGAUUUCCCUGUUCUUCAAACUCGUCGCCCUCUCCGCCCUCGGGCUUUCGUGCCAAUUGCUUGGGAACAAAGGAUUGGAGUUCAGCUCCCCCACUCUUUCAUCCGCCAUUAGCAACCUCAUCCCGGCGUUCACUUUCAUUCUGGCCGUCUUUUUCGGGAUGGAAAAGAUAGAUUUGAAAAGGAGCAGCAGCAUAGCCAAAAUUGUGGGGUCAGCAGUGUCGAUAUCAGGUGCAUUGGUAGUGGUUCUGUACAAAGGCCCAGUUGUGAUAUCAAACCCAUAUUCUCAAGGCCCAAAAGCGUUGGGCCUUCUCUAUCACAAUCACAAUCAACCUUUGGGCUCUUCUCAUCCACAGCCCAAUUGGAUAUUGGGUGGCCUUUGCUUUGUUUUUCAGUACCUUUCCACCUCCUUUUGGUACAUUCUCCAGACCCAAAUCAUAAAGACAUACCCAGAUGAGGUAACAGUGGUGGCAGUGUACUACAGCAUCCAGGCAGUUUUAACGGCGCCGGUGUGUUUGUUGGCAGAAACAGACAUGAAUGCUUGGAGGAUGACAAAUGCACUAAGCUUUGUGUUCAUACUGAACUCGGGUAUGAUGGGUCAGGCCUUUGUGGCUGCUAUCCACACUUGGGGACUCAGCUUGAAGGGGCCUGUUUAUGUGUCCAGUUUUAGGCCAUUGUCCAUUGCCAUUGCUGCUGCUAUGGGUGCCAUUCUUCUUGCUGAUGAUCUUCAUCUUGGAAGUAUAAUUGGAGCUAUCAUAAUAUCAGUUGGAUUCUAUGGCAUAUUGUGGGGAAAGGCAAAAGAGGAAGAAUUGAAAGAAUUAGAUGGCGGAUCUUCCUCAAAAGCUCCAUUGCUCCAAUAUUAUAGAGUCGAAGAUCCAUGAACACGAACACGGACACGAACACGAACAAAUGGAUUUAAUUUCCAUUUUUCAUUUUCUACUAUGAUUUCAUGUUUAAAAUAAUUUUUAUUAUGUGGUCAAAAUGUAACUAGAAAUGUUCAAAAAAUUCAAAGAUCCGACAAAAUUCGAUCAACCCAUUCGGUUUGAGUUGGUUA
Molecule: messenger RNA, 1323 nt
Organism: Cucurbita moschata (crookneck pumpkin)
Lineage: Eukaryota; Viridiplantae; Streptophyta; Magnoliopsida; Cucurbitales; Cucurbitaceae
Product: WAT1-related protein At5g40230-like
Exons: 7
Coding region: 59-1150 (363 amino acids)
Cellular component (GO): plasma membrane
Molecular function (GO): transmembrane transporter activity
Source: RefSeq, a predicted model, not a curated record